AUCGGUCGCAUCACAUAUCUGCUGCCUUGUGGCGGACCACCGACCACGGUACGGUAUGAUGUGAGUGGACCUCGAGUUUUAUUCCUGUCCCCCCCAAAUCAGAAAGUUUUCGUCGAUUUUUUCGUCCCCAUCCAUAGGAAAAAUAAAAAAUAGAAAAUUCCCACGUUCGUUUCUGAGGACGCGCGUGUUCGUGCCCCCCGGCGGAUCGGUCUUUUUGUUGUUGUCGGCUUCGGUUCUUGGAUGACAGUGGUUCGUUUGGUAAACUGUACGUGAGUUGGAACUGUUCAACCAAUUUUUGGCAGUGUUUCGGGGAACAUUAUGACGGAUUUUUAUGUAUAAACUAUCGCACGUUUAAGAUGGUGAAACUAGAGAUAAGCGACCUCUUCCAGGGAACAUGAUUCGUCUCAAAUGGAACAAACCCAAAUAUAAUAAAGUAAAAUUUAAAUAACAUACCUAUAAGCCUUAAUUAGCCGUAACUAAAGCAAUAAUAAAAACUCUAAACAAAUCAUAUUUAUCUAAACAAAAAAAGCAAGCAAAUUUAAAAAAUAAAUCCAGGCAGAAGACUUAGACUGACCACAAAAAUAGGAAGUGCCAUAAGAUGUCAAAGUCGUUGAUCCUGAUAAUCGACCUGGACACGAUAAUGACAAGCGCUGUUGCGGGCGGCGCCCGCCCUUCCGCCAGACGCUCGGUGCGGGCAUGACCCGGCGACGCCGCUGUCGCCACCGCUGCUGAGAUCCGCCGCCGCCACAUUCCCCACUGUUAUCGUUACAACUGCUCGCACGCCAACCAUAACUUUUCGGUAGACCCCCAGCCCGCAAGAACAUCGCCCCGAGGACGAAUCGAUAAGUGAAGAUGAUCCUGAACUUCAGAGAAGACGCAUGCUGCAAGUUGAUCCUCGUCCAGUUCGCGCUGCUCCUCAUCCAAGUGAAAUGCGAAGGACACCAGUCGGGCGCCGCAUACCGCUCGAAAAUGUACCUUGCGAUCGCGGCGUCGGGCGGCAACCCAGUUUACGGACGCGCCUUCAAUCGCACCCUUAGCAACAUCACCCAGUCGUACCUGGCCGGCCGGCGCGGCUCCCUCACGUUCAACGUCACCCUCGAGACUCUGGCCAUCGACUUGCCGGAGAACGGCAGCUUCAGCGCCGAUUUACUGGAAACGGUUUGUCGCAGGUUCCAGGGCAAGCACGUGGUGGCGAUCCUGGUCAUCGGGGCGUCGCCCGCCUCGUUCACCGUCGCCCUGGCCUCGGCCACUUGUCGCGUGCCCGUCCUCUGGGCCAGAGGACCUGAGGAGGACUUCAUUCCCACCUUCGGAGCCGUUCAGGAGUCCCGCGGUUUGGAGGUGCACCUGGCGCCGACGAGUCGCGAGGUGGUGGCGGCAAUCAGAGGGCUGCUGCUGCAGGCACACUGGCACACGUUCACGGUGAUGGCGGACGCCGCCUCGGCCACGGCGCUCCGCCGCCCCGAGCUGUGGCGGGCGCUGGACGCCGCCCCCCUGCAUCCCACCCUGGUGACCUUGCCCAAUCCCGUACGGCCCCAGUCCCUCUUCAGAAAACUGGCGGACAUCUCCCGAUCGACCAGGGGCGUGGUGGUGUUGCUGAGCGACCGCCAGAGCGCGAUCCGCAUCCUCGACGACGCCAAGCGCCUGAACAUGAUGGACGGCCACUUCGUGUGGCUGUGGAUCGACACCGCGACGGCGAUCAGCAUCCGCAACGUCACGCAGGAGGAGAAGGACAAGGAGCGGGAGCGCAAGGACCCCGAGCCGCCUCCCCAGCACCGCGGCCGCCGCGGCAUCGCCGACCUGGACGGGGUGCACGUUAAUUACUUAUUGAAAAACGAUUAUUAUCUUUUGUUCAACCGCGAGGACGUUCAGCAGGACGUGCCGGCGCCGCGACGUCCGCACAAGCGACGCGAACCGGCGGGUGUCGGCGGCGAGCUGCCGGCCGGGCUGCUGAGCCUGAAGCCGGUGCCGAUCAAGGUGGACCGGCAUCUGGUCAAGGGGGCGGUCAGGCUGUUGGUCGGCACGCUCAGGCUGGUGCUGGACCAGGCGCCCGAGGACGUGCUCAGGUCGGUGCUGGGCGGCAGGAUCAACAACGGAUGCUGGGCGGACGACGCCGACAAACAACACUCCAACUUCUCCAACCUUUUCGGAAGGGAGUUGAAAGUCGCCUGCACUGACGCGUUGGCCGGCAAAAAAUUCACACAAGAAAUUGGCGUUGAAAAAGUGGACAAAUCAUUAGUUGCAAAUUUCGAAAUACUUAAUCUAGUUCCUGAACAUAGCAGCAAAGACAAUGAGACUGAAACGACGACGUCGAGCAUGCGAUGGAAACGCGUCGGUCUGGUGUCGGGACGAUCGGUGCGCCUCGACACCAUAAUAUGGCCCGGCGGCGACCUCUCCGUCGCCGCCGUCUCCUCCAGGGCGAGGACCGUGUUCAGAGUGGUGACGGCGCUGGCGCCGCCCUUCGUCAUGGAAAGCGAACUCGACGAGGACGGACAGUGUUUGCGCGGACUGCCGUGCCACCGGGUCCUCACCUCGGACAAGGACAAUCUGACUCUCGUCUUCAACGAGAUGCAGCGUCUCGAGGAGGAGGAGGAGGAGACGGAGGAGGCGGACCGCGAGGCCCGCAACUCCGACUAUCGCGGUUUCACCGACGACUACGUGGACGACGAGGAGCGGUUCUUUCCGUUCCAGAAGUUCCGCUAUCGCACCAACUGCUGCUACGGCCUGUCCAUGGAUCUCCUGGAGAACAUCGCGCAGGAGUUGGAGUUCGAUUUUCGGCUCUACAUCGUGGCCGACGGGCUUUUCGGCUCGAGGAUUCCCGUCAAGAGCAACAGGACCAAGAGGGACGUUGGGAAGAAGUUUCUCAGCUACAGAUUCAAAGAAGGCCAGACCAAAACCGAUAAAGAAACCCACCUGGAAGGUGACGAACUGGACGUAAAAUGGAACGGUGUUGUUGGCGAUUUGGUCUCGGGUGCCGCACAUAUGUCGUUCGCAGCACUUAGCGUUUCAAGUGCACGUAGUGAAGUUAUAGAUUUCAGCGCUCCGUACUUCUUUAGCGGUGUGUCAUUCUUGGCUGCGCCACAACAAAAAUCUGAGAUUCCUUUGAUGGCGUUUCUGCUGCCUUUCUCACCUGAGUUGUGGAUCGCUAUCUUCACUAGUCUAAACAUAACCGCUAUUGCUGUAGCUAUAUACGAAUGGUUGUCUCCUUUCGGGCUUAAUCCUUGGGGAAGGCAAAGAUCGAAGAACUUUAGUAUGAGCUCAGCUCUUUGGGUGAUGUGGGGUCUGUUAUGCGGUCACUUGGUGGCUUUCAAAGCCCCUAAAAGCUGGCCCAAUAAGUUCUUGAUAAACGUAUGGGGUGGAUUUUCGGUCAUCUUUGUUGCCAGCUACACAGCCAACAUUGCAGCUCUCAUCGCUGGACUUUUUUUCCACAACACUGUCAGCAACUACCACGAUCGAAGCUUGUUGAGUCAAAAAGUGGGAGCACCGAAAGCUUCGGCAGCAGAAUACUACGUCCAAAAGGCUAAUCAGCAUCUUUGGCAACACAUGAACAAAUAUGCUCUUGGAAACGUAGAAGAAGGAGUUGAAAGGCUGAGAAAUGGUUCUUUGGAUAUAUUAAUAGCUGAUACACCUAUUCUGGAUUACUACAGAGCUACCGAUCAUGGCUGCAAGCUUCAAAAAAUAGGAGACACCAUCAAUGAAGAUACUUAUGCCAUUGGGAUGACCAAAGGAUUCCCUCUAAAGGAUAGUAUUUCAGCGGUGAUAGCAAAAUAUUCCAGUAACGGUUACAUGGAUAUUUUGCAAGAGAAGUGGUACGGGGGCCUCCCAUGUUUCAAACUGGCAACAGAUAUAGCCCAACCUAGACCUUUAGGGGUCGCAGCUGUCACGGGAGUUUUUAUAUUAUUAGGAGUUGGAAUAGGACUAGGCUUAAUAAUUUUAUUGAUCGAGCAUUUGUUUUUUAAAUACACGUUGCCAGCAUUAAGAGACAAACCAAAAGGAUCAAUCUGGAGGAGCAGAAAUAUAAUGUUUUUUAGUCAGAAAUUGUACCGUUUCAUAAACUGUGUGGAGUUGGUGUCACCGCAUCACGCAGCUCGGGAGUUAGUUCACACAAUUCGUCAAGGACAAAUCACUAGUUUGUUCCAAAAAAGCAUCAAAAGGAAGGAACACGAACAGCGCAGACGUAGAAAGAGCAAGGCACAGUUCUUCGAGAUGAUCCAGGAGAUCCGAAGUACAAUUCGCAGGCAGCAACAGGAAGAACGUGAACCACCAUUAGAAGCGGUAACUGAAGUGGAUUCGGAGUAUCAGCUGUCACCUGAUGAGAAAAAAUCUAAGUUAAGUCCAAGCAUUAUAAGAAGAACGUUCAUGAGGUCCAGUCCCAAGUCGGACGUUGCCAAAAUUAAAUCGCCCACUGCUUUGUUUAAUAAACAAAUGUUCAGCCCCAGAUCUAAAAACAAGGCAAAGAGUCAGACGUCGCUCAAUGUUAGAAGGUUUAGCACUGAUAGUGUUUUCAAUUCCCAAACGAUGAAGCCUGAAACCAAUAGCUCAGUAGUGGGUCGUCGACUUAGCAAAGACGCAUCAGCCUUUUUGAGUAGCAGUCCCCCAGAUAUUAACAGUCGCAGAUCCAGUUACUUAGACAUCAUCAGUUCUGGGAACAAAUUAGGGGGGAAGAGUCCCAUACUUUCCAUUGAAAAUAUAUCUGAUUGCAGUUCAAGAGGAUCAGAACAGGCUUUAAGAAAGUUGUCGGAUUCUGAGAGUAUUGGGAAAAAAUUAGCCACCUUGCCGAAGUAUCGAGAACCUCCCAGCAAACACAGGCUUCAGCCGCAACACAGUUUGGGAGCUUUGGGAAAGAGUGAUGAAGCGCUGAGCAGGAAUGAUCUACAAACUCCUCAGGUUCCUGCUGCUAAAAGUGUCAACGAUAUUUGCGAGAGCACAAUGAACGAAAAAAGCAACCUAUCUGACGACGAAAUAGCCAGAAGGAACCAAUUGACCAUCAAAGAGUUGCAAUCAGCAAUCAAUAAAAAGGAACAGAAGAAUUCUAGAGACAACAAUACAAAACAAAACACCACGAACCCAACCAUCAGGAUACAAGUUGAGGACACCACAAAAGCGGAGAAGGAGAAACCUUCCAGACACCCACCGUUGUCUCAUCGCACCAAAACAAGACAUCAGAGUUUGGGGGAGCCGACCAACCCGGGCAACCCGGACAGACCGGAGCCCCGCCAGCGUCGCAACCACAAGCUGAAGGAGCAGUCGAAAUCGUUAGACAGCAACGGCGGCUCGUCGUCGCGCCGCCCGUCGCCGCGUUCCCGCUCGCCCCACGUACUACCCGCCCCCGAAGAGAACCUCCCGCCCGCACCCCCGCCGCCCAACUGCUCGCCCCGCAACUCGUCCAACGGCCGUUCGCCGCUCGAGCGACUGUCGAAGGAGGAGUUGGUGUUGUUGUGGAGGAGUUCCGAAUCGGAACUGAGGAGUCACUUGCUCAAGGCGAUCAGGGACAAGGAGGAGCCGUCGGAUCCCACUUGAGAAAAGUGAUAAUGUUCGUGUCACCUUGGAAGAUCGACUGUCGAUGGUUUUAUGGAUUUAAUGAUUUUGUGUGUCCUGUCGUGCAGAAUUUGGGGCCGAUUUACUGCUUAACGAUACAACAAAAACAAAAUAAACACGCGACUAAUUACCAUAGAGUAAUUUUAAAUGAUAACUUACGAUAUAAUUGGAUGUCGUUAAUUCAGGAAUUGGGCACGGGACAAAGAAACGGGUGCCUAAAUAUUGAAUGAACGGCCUUAGAAUUAGUAGAGUGAUAAAAACGACCACUAAGUGUUAUUAGAAGCCUUUAUCUUUGGAGGCACGCAAAGUGCCUCAGCGCCUUUUAUCUAGGACUGGUUCUAUUAGAGUUAAUAAAUUUCAUUAAUUAUUUUACUUAAAGGGAUUAAACAACAAAAAUAACUAACUAAACUAUUUGCCACUGUAUCUUAUUCAAUGGCUUGUCGGGGGCGUAACAUCAACAAACUAAAUGUGCAUCAAGCUUCAAUCCACCCAUUUAAAUUGAAAUCUGAUUAUGGAUAAUUAAACAAACACUUCAAAAUAUUCUGGAUAUAAAAUUAUUGAUUUAAUUUGGUGGCAUUUUAACUAAUUCACUGGAUAAAUAAGUAAAAAUUAGAUGUACACAAAUGCACAAAAAUGUCAUAUCGGUUGUUGAAACUCUUGGUUACGUCUUCGAUAUGAAUAUAAAGUAAUCAAACUUACCAUUUAUGAGAAGAAAGUAAAGUAAUAUAUACUGCCAAUUAUAUUAGACUAUUUUAAGUAGAGUGGUGAUAUAAAAGUCUUAUGCGAAAUUUGAAAAAAAAAAGUUACAAAAAAUAUAACUUUUACCGGGCCGUUCUGGCCUAAAACAUGAUUUUAGAAUAGAGAAUAAAUAAAGAUGAAUAGAGAUCGUUGUUACGACAUGCAAGCAGUAUUACAUUAAAAAUCUGGUUGCGAUUGAUAUUCAACGUGAAUAAGUAUCGUACAUAUGUUUCUCAUUUAGCAAUAAAUAUCAAAAAAUCGCCUUUGAAUUUGAAUAUUUACGCACUGCAAUAAAUAAAAUAGUAUUUAAAAGAACCGUCCAGUUGUGACAAAUCAGAAAAAAGCUCAAAUAUCUCUAAAAGAAAGAAAUUAAAUAAAAUCUACCAAAAUUGUGCUUUUGAAGUACGUAAAGAAAUUUCAAUACUGCCUGAUUAAACUACGAUGCUAUUUGAUAAGUACAUUUCAGUUGAUUUUGAUAGUUCGCCAAAGUUUUCGUUUCGAACUGUUUAAACGCACAAAUAAACGAAUAAACGAUAUGUGAACAUUGAAUAUCAAGCAACGAAAUAUAGCUUUAAGUAGGGAUUAACAUGUUUUUUGAUUUUAAUGUAACACUGUUUAUGUUUAAAGUCAAUUUUUAAGAAAAAUUUCUCUCCGUCUAUUUAAUAGAAAAUAAGUAAUUCCACUAUCCUAUUGUUGAUAUUUUAAAGUUUAUUGGAAUUGAAUGAAUAUAAUUUUACAUAGGUAUAUAUUUGAAAGAUAAAAAAAACCAUAUGACUUGUGAUGUUGAUAGAAAUUAUAAAAGAGCGUUUAAAAUAUUUUCUGUGUUGCCUCGAAUGAACAUAUUUUAAUGUGUGUCGAAUUUAAUGUGCACCACUGAUUUUAAACACGUUUUAACUGUAAGAAAUUUACAUAAAAGAUUUAAGGAAAAUAUUUUAAACAACAUUGGUGUAUAUAUUGUAUAUAGAUUAUUUAGAUAUAAACACAAAUUUGUAAAUUAUAGGUAAUUUAAACACAUUAUUGUUGAAAAAUAUAUAUGAUCUUAGAA
Aethina tumida (small hive beetle) is the source of this 7318-nucleotide messenger RNA. RefSeq lists its product as uncharacterized. Gene Ontology annotation, biological process: monoatomic ion transport; synaptic transmission, glutamatergic; modulation of chemical synaptic transmission. Gene Ontology annotation, cellular component: postsynaptic membrane; plasma membrane. The transcript has 16 exons. The coding region runs from base 853 to 5517 and encodes 1554 amino acids. Lineage: Eukaryota; Metazoa; Arthropoda; Insecta; Coleoptera; Nitidulidae. Gene Ontology annotation, molecular function: transmitter-gated monoatomic ion channel activity involved in regulation of postsynaptic membrane potential; NMDA glutamate receptor activity. The record is from RefSeq and is a predicted model, not a curated record.